Molecule: messenger RNA, 3341 nt
Organism: Cryptotermes secundus
Lineage: Eukaryota; Metazoa; Arthropoda; Insecta; Blattodea; Kalotermitidae
Product: SET and MYND domain-containing protein 4
Exons: 13
Coding region: 606-2882 (758 amino acids)
Molecular function (GO): protein binding
Source: RefSeq, a predicted model, not a curated record
UGGAGGGAUGUUGUUAAAAUUCUUAUUCUCUGGAAUGUGGGGCUUGCUUGGUUGCGUGCGCGAUUAUUUGGUUAUCAAGAUUGUAUUCCGAAAUUAAUUAGUUCUAAUACCAUGUCAGAAAUCAUUCAUAAGUUCAUAAGUAUCACGUUUUCAAAGACCAAGUUGAAAUCCAAGUGGCAGCUUUCAUAAAUCUUAUUCGAAGUCCACCGAACCGAAGCAAAUUUUCGACACGCUUGAAAGGUUUUAGCCUCAAAUAGGGAUUGCGUAGUGUUAAGAUUGUACUAAUGAACACGAAUGAACAAUUUGAAAAUAUUCAGUAGUCUAAUGUAAAUUUGAUAGGGUUGGACAUGGAAGCUCACCUGUUCAAGUAGUGAAAGAAUAUCACCAUCGCAAUAGUUAACGACCAGCUGUUUUACUCUGACGAAGGAAGAAGUAAAGAGCAAGAAAUGUGGGGCGUUGCAUUUGAACUCUGGAAAUGGCCUGCACUAUAGUAACAAUUUUAAUUGGCCUUUUUAUAUUGUGAUUAUCCCAUUCAUCGCCAUUAAGAAUCUGAAGAAGAAAGGUCCGGCGGUCCACACGAUUACUGUAGACAUUAAUGUCUGAAAAUGAUAAAAAACUGGCAAGAACUAUUAGAUGCGGUCACUUUAGAAUCUAACAAAAUUGGCACUUCAAAAAAAAUAUCAUCGCUAAAAUUGCAGGAAGACAUGGUUGAAUUAUGGUUAAAUGAAAAUGUAUACAGGGAGAAAUUGUUGGACUGGAUCAAGUUUACGCACAGUAAUGCAAAAUGGAUGAAGACUGCCACUGUGGCAUCCAAAUUACGAAUACAGGGCAAUGAAAAAUUUAAAGAAUGUGACAAUGUAGGGAGUUUAAUGUUGUAUACGGAGAGUGUGGUCCAUGCACCAAGAGACAGUGAAGAGUUAUCACUUGCACUGGCAAAUAGAUCAGCAGCCCUCUUCCAUCUUGGUGCUUAUCAGGAAAGUUUACAAGAUAUUGCACUUGCCUUCCAAAGUGGCUACCCAACAUCAUUGCAUUACAAACUGCACAUGAGACGCAGUCAGUGCUUCUCCAGGCUGAACAGGUAUAUGGAAGAAGUAGAAGCCCUGCAGUCUGCACAGAAAUGUUUAGAACUCAUGGGAGAUGUGGCACUCAGCAAGAAGUCAUCUUCUAAAAGGAACAUUGAAUUGGCAUUGUCAAAAGCUUCCUCUCAGUUGAGAAUUGGUAGUACUGAGAACAUUUCUGACAGCCCUAAAACAUUUUGCCUUCCUGUGCCAACAUAUGGAGAAAAUGAGAGAUUUGCAUAUGCAUCAGCAGCACUAGAUCUUAGGUACAGUCAAGAAAAAGGAAGGCAUGUUGUAGCGAACAGAGGUGUGCAAAUGGGAGAUAUACUCUUUGUCGAGAGACCAUAUGCAUUUGUAGUACUGCCAGACCAGUACAGGGCACAUUGCCACAACUGCUGCAGCCUGUACAUGUCAGCUGUGCCUUGUGAGGAAUGUACGCUGGCUCGGUACUGCAGUGAAGCAUGCAGGCAGGAGUCCUGGGAUCAGUACCACCAGUGGGAAUGUCAUGGUGGAUUGGAACUGCUGAACUCGAUUGGCAUUGCCCAUCUAGGUUUCCGUGUAGUGCUGAAGGCCGGUCCAUUGCGCAAACUCCAAGGCAUUCAUACAAAGCUUCAGGAAAGUGUUUCACAGUCCAAGGACACUUACAGAGACAAGCAGGACAAUUACAGAUAUGUGUACCAGUUGAUGCCACAUCUUGAAGAUAUGCAGCAUGAAGACUUGUUUCAGUAUACAAUGACUGCCUGUAUGCUGGCCCUAUAUCUUACUUACUGUACUCACUACUUCACGGAAGAAGCUAAUCCACUGCCCCCUGAUGAACUUCUGCAGAAUAGAAAGUCCACGGUCUGUUUUGUGGGAGGCCUGAUUUUACGACACAUUGCACAGCUUGUGUGUAAUGGACAUGCGAUCACCAAGCUGGACAAAACAUUUCCUGAAAAUGAGAAUCGAGAAGUUCUGACAGAGCAUCAAGUUCGGAUUGCAACUGCCAUCUAUCCAUCAGCAAGCAUGAUGAAUCACUCUUGUGACCCUAAUAUUAUCAACAGCUUCUACAAUCAGUAUCUUAUUGUCCGAGCAUGUAGAGACAUCCCCAGAGGAGGAGAAGUGUUCAACUGUUAUGGUCCUCACUUUAGACACAUGGGUACACGUGAGAGGCAGGAAAUACUCAGGAGCCAGUACUUCUUCUCCUGUACCUGCAAGCCCUGUUCCCUGCCAGGACAGCAGGAUUUUCAGGAGCGGUUUUCUGCGCUCCUGUGUUCAGAAUGCAGUGGUCCUUUGUUGCGUACCAGUGAAUCACCCCAUCGUAUGGCAUGUGGCGACUGUGGACAUCGUCAGAACAUCAGCAGUCUUGUUGAGGCAUCGUUCAAAGCACGUGCUUUGUUUGAUGAAGGUUCUGUGGCCCUUGAUGUGGGGGACAUGGCAGAAGCUCUAAAGAUGUUUGAGUCCUGCUGGCAUCUGAGGCGCCACUGUCUGUACAGGAGCCACAGGGACUUGACUGUAUGUGUAGAUCAAGUGGCCAAGUGUUACUCCAUGCUAGGGGACUAUGCCAAAAGUGUGGAUUGUCUACUGCAGUGCCUGCCUGCAGUGGAGGAACAGUUUGGUUCUAACAGCAUCGAGUUGGCCAACGAACUGCAGAAACUGUCAGAUGUCAUGAUGUUUGACAUAGCACAACAUGUCCCAGGUUCUGCCACUUACUUAGAAAAGCAUAAAAAGGCUACGGAGUAUGUGCAGAGAGCUAAACGAAUUUUGGAACUGCAGUAUGGGAUAUGGAACACUGGGCUACAGGACAUCAUCUGCAAGGAACAACAACUGGAACAAAUGGCUGUUUAAGAUCAUAUGAAGUGUAAUCACACAGCUGUAUGGGUACACAUGAAUUGUACCCUCCAGUAAUGAAAUUGCCACUCUUCUGAUAAGUAUACUCAUGACUGAAUAGCUGGCAAAGAUACAAGAUACAAAAGCCUUGAAAAUAAAUGUAACAUUUCACUUCCAGAAUACAGGCAUGUGCAAGUUUACUCCUUGCUAAUUCCUUGUUUGUUUUAACACUUUAACCCUGAAGAUUAAGACAGUACAUUCCUCAGAAAGACACUGGUGAACCACUACCACAAUACACUGCUUUCAUGAUCGACACCAUGGGAACCUCAAAUCCAAUUCAUUACUAGAGAUUCAUAAUUUUUACCUCUGCUGUUUAAAAUAUAAAACAAUACAGCCUUCUAGGAUAUAACACCAUGCAGUUUGGCAAACAUUUCAGAGGAACCUGCUGUCUUUAUCUUACCCUAAAGAAUCCAACCA